Molecule: messenger RNA, 2831 nt
Organism: Scophthalmus maximus (turbot)
Lineage: Eukaryota; Metazoa; Chordata; Actinopteri; Pleuronectiformes; Scophthalmidae
Gene: dusp16
Product: dual specificity phosphatase 16
Exons: 6
Coding region: 28-1980 (650 amino acids)
Biological process (GO): negative regulation of MAPK cascade; protein dephosphorylation
Cellular component (GO): cytoplasm; nucleus
Molecular function (GO): protein tyrosine/threonine phosphatase activity; MAP kinase tyrosine/serine/threonine phosphatase activity
Source: RefSeq, a predicted model, not a curated record
GGGGGUGGGGGGGAGGGGGGGUCUGACAUGUCGCAGGCUCCGGGGUCCAGGUCCGGACUCGGGAUGCCGCGGCCCGAAGCGGUGCGGCCCAUCGGGGCUGAGGCCCUGGUGGCGCUGCUGGAGGGGGGUCUGGACCGGGUGGUGCUGAUCGACAGUCGACCCUUCGUGGACUUCAAUGUGUCGCACAUCCUGGAGGCCGUGAACGUCAACUGCUCCAAGCUGAUGAAGAGGAGGCUGCAGCAGGACAAGGUCCAGAUCGCCGAGCUGCUGCAGCACUCGGCCAAGAAGAAGUUGGAGCUGCAGGGCGAUCAGGACGUGGUCGUGUACGACCACAGCUCCUCCGACCCGACGGCGCUUGGCGGCGAGUCGUUCCUCAGCGUCUUGCUGGUCAAACUGGAGAAGAACUUCCCGUCCGUCCACCUGCUCUCAGGUGGGUUCUCCGAGUUCUCCCACCUGUUCCCGGGUCUGUGCGAGGGGAAGUCCACUCUGGUUCCGUCCUGCGUCUCUCAGCCGUGUCUGCCCGUCGCCAACAUCGGACCCACUCGCAUCCUGCCACACCUUUACCUGGGCUGCCAGAGGGACGUCCUGAACAAGGAUCUGAUGCUGCAGAACCACAUCGUCUACGUCCUGAACGCAAGUAACACCUGCCCCAAACCGGACUUCAUCCCAGACUCACACUUCCUCCGAGUUCCCGUGAACGACUCGUUCUGCGAGAAGAUCCUGCCGUGGCUCGACAGAUCGGUGGAGUUCAUCGAAAAGGCCAAAGCGGCGAACGCUCGGGUUCUGGUUCACUGUCUCGCUGGGAUCUCUCGCUCUGCCACCAUCGCCAUCGCCUACAUCAUGAAGAGGAUGGACAUGUCGCUGGAUGAGGCGUACAGGUUCGUGAAGGAGAAGCGACCGACCAUCUCCCCCAACUUCAACUUCCUGGGUCAGCUGCUGGACUUUGAGAAGAACAUCAAAAGUCCUCACGGUCCAGAGACCAGACUGAAGUCGCUCCGUCACCAGGAGUCGAGCGGGGGGGCCCCCGCUCCGCCCGAGGACCCGGAGCCUGCCGAGGCCCCCCUGGACGCCGCGGGCCCCGUGGGCCCCGGCCUGGCGCUGCUGGAGCCCCUCACCCUGCCAUGUGUUCUGGCCGACGCCCCCGACGAGCGUCUGCUGGCUGAGGCGCUGUGCGGUCUGCAGCUGCCCGACGGAGCCGAGGACAGCGCCCGGCUGAAGCGCUCCUUCUCUCUGGACAUCAAGUCGUUUGGCGAUCCGGGUGGAGCCGCCGCUCACCACGUGUUCGUCCCUCAUGGCGGCUCAGCAGACGCCGUGGACUUCUACAAACCGUCAGCCUUCAAGGAGCCGACCAGUAAGCCGAGCCAGUUCUCCCCGGUGGAGGAGGUUUCGGAGCAGUCGACUCCGGAGCAGAGUCCUGACAAGGAAGAGGCCGUUGGACCGUCGCCAGCCUCCGGCAGCUUCAGCAAACCUCCGCCUGCUGCGCCGAACUGUUCCCAUCUGCUGCACCGCAGCGGAAGCACGGAGAACGCCGCCAGCUUCCUGUUCGGCCUCUCGCGAAGCCAGCAGCACUUGGCCAGACCGGGGUCUGGUGGCGCCCUGAAGGGCUGGCACUCGGACAUCCUGCUGGGCCCCGUCACCGUCUCCACCUCCUCGCUCGCCGGGGGCUGGUACCUCUCCUCUGACUCCACGCGCUUCUACUCCACCUCCAUCCUGAACGGGGGCGGCGGCUUCCCGGCCUACAGCUGCGGUCACGGCCUGGAGGCGGUGCGGCGGCGCAGCCGGCAGCGGACGGGCGACCGCGGCGACUCGAGGCGGAGCUGGCACGAGGAGAGUAGCUUCGAGAAGCAGCUGAAGAGACGAAGCUGCCAGAUGGAGUUCGGAGACGGGAUGACGGACGUACGGUCCCGGGAGGAGAUGGGGAAGGUGGGGGGGAGUCAGACCAGCUUCUCCGGCAGCAUGGAGAUCAUCGAGGUCUCCUGAGGCUGAUCCCCCCCCCCCACACACACACACGGCAGCGUCAUCACACAGGAAGUGAUGAGUCGUCCGGACGCAGUGUCGCCGUGAGAACACGAGUCUGACGGUUGCUCGUGUGGGCGGUCCUUAGAUCUGGCGACGUUGUGAAAAUGGCGUCUGUCACAUGACAUGUAGAGAGAACAAGAUACAACACCGGUGACUCAUCAAUCAAUCAAAACUGGAUCAAAGAGUCUGACGAUAAAAUACAGUGAAAGAUUUCAAAGACAAUAAUUGUAAAAUUAAGAAGAAUUCUAUAAAAUCGGAAUAAAAACUGGUCUAAAUAACACAAUCGUCUGUACAGUGAGGCAGGAUGUGUUGUAACCAUAGUAACGUCAGGUCUAGUGUAUCAGAUCCUCAUGUUCAGACCUGAGGCCACUAGAGGGCGACGACGCACCUGUGUGUGUGUGUGUGUGUGUGUGUGUGUGUGUGUGUGUGUGUGUGUGUGUGUGUGUGUGUGUGUGUGUGUGUGUGUGUGUGUGUGUGUGUGUGUGUGUGUGUGUGUGUGUGUGUGUGUGUGUGUGUGUUCUCUCUCCAGGCGUCAUGAGAAGAACACAUGAUGAAGUCCAGGAUGAGGAGCAGCCUCGUGGAUCUGGUCUCAUGUGAACUGGACUAAAACUUUAUUUGUUCUGUAGUUUCAGAAACUGAGUCACGAUGUGAGAUGCUGCCGCUGUGUGUGUCGCCAUGACGAUGCAGGACUCUGGCGGCGUUGAUCCUGACUGUGGUCCGUGGAGAGUCUCAGGUGUUGGACCGACCGGGAUUCGAACAGUCGUGUUGUCGGCUCGUGUGGUUUCAUGUGUAUAAAGAAGUGAAAAGAGAAA